Hibiscus syriacus is the source of this 669-nucleotide messenger RNA. RefSeq lists its product as uncharacterized. Lineage: Eukaryota; Viridiplantae; Streptophyta; Magnoliopsida; Malvales; Malvaceae. The coding region runs from base 1 to 648 and encodes 215 amino acids. The transcript is spliced from 2 exons. The record is from RefSeq and is a predicted model, not a curated record.
AUGUGGGUUCUCUCAACCCAAUCCGACAACCCGGCUGCCAUCGACUCUGAGACUUUACCAUCUACCGGAUCACAAGCACUUUCAGAAGCAGAGAAAGCAAACAUAAAGAAGUCAAAACUGGCAUCUGAAGAACAUUUGGAUGAAUCCAGCGAGUUCGAGCCACCAUCUUUCAUGACAUUGGUUGAAGGUGGAGGCAGUCGUGACCCUAAAGACACCGCUGUUGCCGAAACCCCGACAGAACAGAAUGCCGAAAACCCUAGAGCCGGCUGGUUCCCUUCACUUACCCAUGUGGCCAAUGAGUCUCAAGGAAGAAAAAAGAAUGAAAAGAUCAUAGAAAAGGUGGCUAACUGGAAUGCAAACAGGCACAGUCCUCUGAAUAACUUAGCCAAUGAUAGUGAACCCAAACCCAAGUCCUCUAACUCGAACCUGAACCCGAACCCAGCUGUCUUGGGUCCAAGAGAGGAUAGAACCAUGGGUGCCAAAGUGAGCUCAACGGUGGACCCUGAAACACCUAUGGCUGAGCCAACCAAAGUUGAAACACAGAAAGAAUGGAACUCUCCUCCAGGGUAUCCAUCUGGUAUUAAGAGAGAGAAAAGGAAAGGUAGGCCAUUUUGGGUACAGUUUGCAUGUUGUUCAUCUGUAAGGUAGGCCAUACGUGUAUCACGCAUA